AUUACUGGCAACUGCAGCCAAACACAAACAAGAAUGCAGGCAGCUGAUUCCAGCAGAAAUGCGGUGAAGGAUUAGAAAAUUAUGUGGCUCGCCUAUUACCAGGAUGUUCCCCGGAGUUUUCUAUGCACUGCUGGCAGGCUUUCUCGGCGCCAUGGCGUCGUCGUCGGCCAAACUGUCUCUGGGAGCCGACUACCUGAAGGGAGUCUGUGAAACCGGACUCCGAACGUGGGGAGAGCAGCGGAAAUUCAGACAAGCGGAUGAAACUACCGCCUGUGACCGGCUUCAUAUUCCUUUGAGGCUGCUGUGUGGUGGGCUGCUUUUCACCUGCAAUGCUGUGAUGUGGACCUUCCUUGCAAAAGCGCUCAGGUAUUCUUCUUCCUCCACCCAAACCACUGUGACCACCACCGCCUCCAACUUCAUAUCUUCUGCAUUCUUGGGCCAGCUGAUCUUUGGAGAAACCCAGAUAUCAUUGUGGUGGGUCGGGAUCUCGCUCACCUUCUCUGGCCUCUUGGUGUUGCAGAGGGUGUCACCACAGAAUGGACAGCAGGACGCGGUAUCAAAGAAGGAUGAAUAACAUGUCUGGUCUCCACUAGCUCUGCUCAGCCUGGCCGCAGAAACCUUUUGCAGUUGUGUGUGAACAUGCAUCUCCUCCGACUAUGCAUAUCAACAAAUAACAAUGAAAUCAUAAUGCAGAAAAAA
Molecule: messenger RNA, 699 nt
Organism: Thalassophryne amazonica
Lineage: Eukaryota; Metazoa; Chordata; Actinopteri; Batrachoidiformes; Batrachoididae
Product: transmembrane protein 42
Exons: 3
Coding region: 104-574 (156 amino acids)
Source: RefSeq, a predicted model, not a curated record